UGCGACCGAAAGUUCGAGUAUAUAUAUGAAACCGCUACUCCCCUCAAGCUAAUCAUCCAGUGAACAAUCACUCACCCGUCUCUAUCAAUAUCGCUCAAUCAAUGUACACCAUGGCAGCACCCGUCGAUCUCAAUAUUCCCCCUUCAACAUCGAUCGUCAACGUAUCGAUCAUAGACACAGGUGCGACCUUUGCAGGAUUGCCGGCCAGCUCCUUAUUAGAGCCGAACAUCCCGGGACAUGAAUGGCUAGGCGGACCGUGCUUUGCAUUCCUGGUUCAACAUCCUUCCAAACAUCGGUCUCUACUUUUCGAUCUUGCGAUGAAGAAGGACUGGAAGAAUUGGCCGAAGCAAUUCCUUGAAUUUUUACUCGGCACUGGAGCAACGCCAGUUGUGCCAACAGACGUCAGAACGGUCCUGGACAAGCAUGGCGUGGACACGACGAACAUCGAAGGCGUGAUAUGGUCCCACACGCAUUUUGAUCAUAUCGGCGAUGUCUCGACGCUUGAGCAAGGUACAAAAAUCAUUGUCGGACCCGGCACCAAGAAGGCCGUGUUCCCCGGCUAUCCCACCAACCCAGCGGCCCACUUCAACGAGUCUGACGUCGCAGGCCACGAGGUGCAAGAACUGGAUUUCGAAAAUUCAAGCCUCAAGAUCGGCGGGCUCACUGCUAUUGAUUACUUCGAAGACGGAUCCUUUUAUCUUCUUGACGCACCGGGGCAUUGUGUCGGCCACAUCUCUGCUCUUGCUCGAGUCACGAGUAAUCCAGACAGUUUCAUCCUGCUGGGCGGCGACGCUGUACAUCACGGCGGUGAACUACGUCCCCACCACUGGCAUCCGCUCCCAGACUCUAUAUCCCCCAAUCCAUUUGACGUAGCCUCUCCUGCGCCAUGUCCCGGGGAGAUCUUCCAUAAGCUCCUCCUUGAUGGCAAGGAAGCCCCCUUUUAUGAGCCAAGCCGGAAGUCAUGGAGUUAUCACCUAGAUGUCCCUACGAUGCUAGAGACGAUCAAGAAGCUCCAAGAAAUUGACGCUCAUGAAAACGUUUUCAUUAUCGCCGCACACGAUGCAGGGAUUCAAAAGACAGUUGAUCUCUUCCCCAAGACAGCAAACUCUUUCAUGGAGAAAGGUUGGGUGCAGAAAACGAGAUGGGCGUGGUUGGCUGACUUUGCUAAAGCCGUUGGUCAAGAUGAGAAUAUCCCUAGGGAGAUUUUCGGUGACUUUAGGCCUAUUUCCACUGGAAAGGAAUAGAGUUCUCACAAAUGAUGGCUAUAACGAUUGAUGAGGUCGUUCACGUUCAGGGAUGUCAUGAUAUCAUGAGCUGAGAUUAUCUCUACGAUGCCAAAAAAAAUCAUUAUGUCGCGAGUCUUUUACUUCCGCGUUCAGUGUAUACACACCGCUGCGAUUAGACAGUCAGCCGGUUCCUCCUACCAUUAUGGGAAUGCAACUCAAAAGUGUUCUACCUGUCCA
This is a messenger RNA of Xylaria bambusicola, 1463 nucleotides long. RefSeq names its product beta-lactamase-like protein. The record is from RefSeq and is a predicted model, not a curated record. Lineage: Eukaryota; Fungi; Ascomycota; Sordariomycetes; Xylariales; Xylariaceae. The transcript is spliced from 2 exons. The coding region runs from base 102 to 1244 and encodes 380 amino acids.